Dama dama (fallow deer) is the source of this 2148-nucleotide messenger RNA. RefSeq lists its product as uncharacterized. The coding region runs from base 1 to 2148 and encodes 715 amino acids. Lineage: Eukaryota; Metazoa; Chordata; Mammalia; Artiodactyla; Cervidae. The transcript has 4 exons. The record is from RefSeq and is a predicted model, not a curated record.
AUGGCCUACCAAGAUACGGUCAUGAUUGACUUGAAAGCCCCACCGAUACUCCAGUCCUCAGUCCCCCAGGAUCCUCCAGUCCUCAGUCCCCCAGGAUCCUCCAGUCCUCAGUCCCCCAGGAUCCUCCAGUCCUCAGUCCCCCAGGAUCCUCCAGUCCUCAGUCCCCCAGGACACUCCAGUCCUCAGUUCACCAGGACACUCCAGUCCUCAGUCCCCCCAGGACACUCCAGUCCUCAGUCCCCCAGGAUACUCCAGUCCUCAGUCCCUCAGGAUACUCCAGUCCUCAGUCCACCAGGACACUCCAGUCCUCAGUCCCCCCAGGACACUCCAGUCCUCAGUCCCCCAGGAUCCUCCAGUCCUCAGUCCCCCAGGAUACUCCAGUCCUCAGUUCACCAGGACACUCCAGUCCUCAGUCCCCCAGGACACUCCAGUCCUCAGUCCCCCAGGAUACUCCAGUCCUCAGUCCCCCCAGGACACUCCAGUCCUCAGUCCCCCCAGGAUCCUCCAGUCCUCAGUCCCCCAGGAUCCUCCAGUCCUCAGUCCCCCAGGAUCCUCCAGUCCUCAGUCCCCCCAGGACACUCCAGUCCUCAGUCCCCCAGGACACUCCAGUCCUCAGUCCCCCAGGAUACUCCAGUCCUCAGUCCCCCAGGAUACUCCAGUCCUCAGUCCACCAGGACACUCCAGUCCUCAGUACCCCCAGGACACUCCAGUCCUCAGUCCCCCAGGACACUCCAGUCCUCAGUCCACCAGGAUACUCCAGUCCUCAGUCCCCCAGGAUACUCCAGUCCUCAGUCCCCCAGGACACUCCAGUCCUCAGUCCCCCAGGAUACUCCAGUCCUCAGUCCACCAGGACACUCCAGUCCUCAGUCCCCCAGGACACUCCAGUCCUCAGUCCCCCAGGAUAUUCCAGUCCUCAGUUCACCAGGAUACUCCAGUCCUCAGUCCACCAGGACACUCCAGUCCUCAGUCCACCAGGACGCCCCAGUCCUCAGUCCACCGGGACGCCCCAGUCCUCAGUCCACCGGGACGCCCCAGUCCUCAGUCCCCCAGGAUCCUCCAGUCCUCAGUCCCCCCGAUACUCCAGUCCUCAGUCCCCCCAGGAUACCCCAGUCCUCAGUCCCACCAGGAUCCUCCAGUCCUCAGUCCCCCAGGAUACCCCAGUCCUCAGUCCCACCAGGAUCCUCCAGUCCUCAGUCCCCCAGGAUACCCCAGUCCUCAGUCCCCCAGGAAACCCCAGUCCUCAGUCCCCAGGAUACUCCAGUCCUCAGUCCCCCAGGAUACCCCAGUCCUCAGUCCCCCCAGGAUACCCCAGUCCUCAGUCCCCAGGAUACUCCAGUCCUCAGUCCACCGGGAUACUCCAGUCCUCAGUCCACCGGGAUAUUCCAGGCCUCAGUCCACCAGGAUCCUCCAGGCCUCAGUCCCCCCAGGAUACCCCAGUCCUCAGUCCCCCCAGGAUACCCCAGUCCUCAGUCCCCCCAGGAUACCCCAGUCCUCAGUCCCCAGGAUACUCCAGUCCUCAGUCCACCGGGAUACUCCAGUCCUCAGUCCACCGGGAUAUUCCAGGCCUCAGUCCACCAGGAUCCUCCAGGCCUCAGUCCCCCCAGGAUACCCCAGUCCUCAGUCCCCCCAGGAUACCCCAGUCCUCAGUCCCCCCAGGAUACCCCAGUCCUCAGUCCCCCCAGGAUACCCCAGUCCUCAGUCCCCCCAGGAUACUCCAGUCCUCAGUCCCCCCAGGAUACCCCAGUCCUCAGUCCCCCCAGGAUAAUCCAGUCCUUAGUCCCCCCAGGAUACCCCAGUCCUCAGUCCCACCAGAGCUGCCAGAAGAAACCUGAUGCUGCCUCCCUGUGCCCCCUCUGGCUCAUCCCUGUGGGUGAUGGCAUCUUACUAGCUCUGCCUCUGCCAUAUGCCAGGGCCCCAGGAUUAGAAGUCACCCUGAGUGACCUGGAAAUUAUGACUGCUGGCAUUCAUGAGGGACUGACUCCAAUACCCUGGCAGCAGUCUGACUGGUCUGCUAGCGGGCUCAGGCCCGGGCCACCAGGUCUGGGGCCGCCUUUCUGGAGUCCCAGCAGCCUUGGGUGCCGAGGCCGGCCUGGACCUGAGAGAGUCUGGGAGGACCUGCGAGCCGUGGAGCCCCGGUUGGGCUCGUAA